AAGUUUAUGAUACUUGGUCUACAUACUCUACUUUGCAUUCUUCUCUCCCACAUCGACACUAUGAGCUUCCACGCAUCUGCUUCCAACAUCGAGCUUGAGGAUGGUCACAUCCUCAAGGCGGUGCUGCGCAAUGAGGAUGGUGAUGAGGAGGAGUCCACCCUCGAUCUCAAUGAUCACAUCGGAAACGACAAUGGACACUUCCAAUGGGAAGGUGGUGACUUCCAGUCCAGUGCCGAUGAUAUCAGCUUAGAGCUCGAAGGAGAUGACAACCUCCCCAUUCUGCGGGCUACUUUGAACGACGUCGAAGGAGAAGGCCAAGCUGCGGAUAUCAACCUGUCCGAGCGCAUUGGAAAUGAUAAUGGACGCUUGGUCUUCAACUAA
This is a messenger RNA of Penicillium coprophilum, 381 nucleotides long. RefSeq names its product CVNH domain-containing protein. Lineage: Eukaryota; Fungi; Ascomycota; Eurotiomycetes; Eurotiales; Aspergillaceae. The record is from RefSeq and is a predicted model, not a curated record. The transcript is spliced from 2 exons. The annotation marks the transcript as partial.